UCUGGUUCCUGUUUUGGUUCAUGUAAGCUUUUUGAAAGGAUCCACAGUAAUGCUAUGAAUUAUUGAUGCUUUUGCUCGAGUCGAAGAUUUAUUAUAACAGAGUGGACAGCACACCGCUUGGCGCAAGAGAAAUUAUGUCGGGCUGUGCAAUGGAACAAGACAACAACUCCCUUUGGUCGCCUGUGUGAUGCGGGAAAUUAUAAAUGUUCAAGUCGGACAAUGCGGAAACCAAAUUGGUUAUAAGGUGCUUUAACAAUUUACCACUUUAAAUCUCCACUUGCGUGUAGCUACAAAAACAUUACUGAGUGAGAUAAUUUCUUUGUUUGCCGUUCAAUUUACACGUAGCGGGAACAGUGAUUUUAAAUGUCCAUUAUUGUUGUGGCAGUUUUGGGAAAUUCUUUGCGCGGAACAUGGAAUAGACGAGGAGGGGUGCUACAAUGGAAGUUGUAACUCGCAGUUGGAGAAAAUCAAUGUUUACUUCGCCGAGGGUGCUGGUAGGUAAUGCCAGAGAACAGCAGUAGUUAUUUAUAAUAUCUCAAAACCGCUCUCAAUACUAACUGUGAAGCUUAAUGUUAAGACUGCAGUAAAACUGCGUUUAAUUGGAGUGUUAUAAUGUUUUUGCUUGCUGCAGGCAAUAGAUAUGUACCGCGUUCGGUCCUUGUCGACUUGGAGUCGGGCACGAUGGAUUCACUUCGUUCCGCGCCGUUUGGAAAGGUCUUUCGACCUGACAAUUUUAUUUUCGGUAAGUCCGUAGUGUGGCUGGUACGGUCAUGUAAAUAACGAAUAUAUUUAGGUACAGCUUAAGUGUCUCUACUUUCACGUGUAUAAGCUAUUUAAAUUUAUGCAGUCCAAUGACUUUGAAACGCUAUUUUGGGAAAUGGGUGCAGUUUCAAGACUUUUCGAUCACUUUUACGAAGUUUUUAGAACUUUAUCAGUUAUAUAUCAUAAAAUUGUUUGUUAUCUUUUAGACUGCCUAAGUGUCUCAGAUUCCAAGGAACGUUUUUUGGUAGAUAAACAAUGAAUUAUUAAAUUGUUUUUCUCCCAAGACUGUUUUUGUUUCGGUAAUUUCUGUUUUACUCAGUUACACUGAAUCACUUUCGUGGGUUCUCGAGAUUUCCCUCAAUGCUCAUCAUAUCCGGCGUCACUAAACCGUGUACAUCUUUUCUUUAGAAAUUUUCAUCAGAGAAAACGUUGCAGUCAAAAUUGCCAAUAGGUGUUAUCCUCUUCUUGAGCUCCGUUUUAAUGACGAAAUAAAAAUUUCAUAGACAGAAGAAUGAAUGCUUCACCCAGCUUUCAGAAUCUAGCUCAUUCAGCAAUUUUGCAUUGUGCCUAGUGUGGCGUGUCACCCGAAGCUUUCAAAACAGAAAUUUCUAGUACGUGCGAAAUGGAAUAUAAAAUUUAAACUCUUGCAUAUAGUGACUAUGCGGAAUUUGCCAAAUAUUUCUUAAUAUAUUGCACCACAGAAAAGUCAUGCCCGAAAGCGUGCAUUUCAUCUUUCACACAAUGGGAACUGAUUCAAAGAGCAAAACAUACAACAACCUUUUUAAUUGCUUUGCUCGACUUCUCACUGCCGGCUGAACUUUUAAAGAGAAUAUCUUUUUAUACGACAGUAACAUUUCCUGCUGGCAUACUUUUUCUUUUUAAAUGCCGACGCGUAUACUGACGUCUUAAUAGAUAUUAAAAUGCAUUCUUGUAUAAGUUUGUUUAAGGUGCGUCCUCCCCUAAUGAAUUAAGCCUGUAAUACAGUUUCGUCAACCGUGAAGGAGUCUAAUGGUUAAAGCCUUAAAACAACGUAACAAAGAAAAGAUAAAUGUCUAAUUGAGUGGUUGCUUUGGUAAAUUGAAUAACGUUUGUUUAAAGGGCGGCCUGUAUAUGAUUAAAACUCCCACGAGAACGCUAUGUUUCUCUACCCCCUACGUGUACCAGGGAUUCGGGAAAAAAGCAUGAUUUCAACGAGUCGCACUCCUUCUGGGACUUGCAAAACAACUACAUAUUUGCAUUAGUACAGGUUUAAAAGCCAGGCCAAGAACUUUGUGAUUCUGAAAGUUUGAAAUUUGGACAGCUGGAUACCUGGCCAAAGUUUUAUUUUAAAACUCUCUGCUGCAGAGUAAACUCAAGAUCGAGAACAAAGGUGACAAGAUGAAGGGCAAUAAACCGAUGACUCCAAAAGGGAGAGUAAUCCUGCCGGCGCGGAAGGCGUUUAAGGCGUUUGAACGGAAAGGAAGAAUCAUGCUAAGGGACGCGCCUUAAUUUCCUCUUUCCUUCCUCUUCGCCGCCGCUCAGGCUAAGAGAGAGAGAGAGUUUUUAAAUCAUCUCUCCCUAUAUCUCGUUUAUUUAAGUGCCUUCUCGCUCAAAUAGUCAAAUAAUACAAUGAGUUCGAGUUCGAGGCAAAGCAAGACAGGAAACUGCAAAGAGCGGAAACACUUGCGCAACCAAUAUGCGCAACCUACAUGUAUAUCACGUGUCACAAUCCAUCUCAUCCCCAGUGCUUUCUCCUCUUUAACAUUCUUUCGUUUAAAAGUUACCUCACUCCUUAGCUACAUUGACGAAUGUCGUAUUUGAAUACCAACGGUUCCAUUGUUGGUGUUUUAUUAACUGCAGAUCGCUGAAUUGUUACCAAAGAUUCCAUAGCAAGCAUUCACAGUCUCAUUCGAUACAACCAAAGCUAAGUUUUAGGAGAAAUUCAGUUAUACUUCAGACUGACUUUGUUUUCCUAUUCUCCUAGGUGAAUGCGGCGCCGGAAACAACUGGGCUAAAGGCUUUUACACAAAUGGAUGUAAUCUACUUGAACAAGUUAUGGACGCAGUUAGGAAAGAAGCUGAGGGAUGCGACUCGAUCCAGGGCUUUCAGUUGGCGCAUUCACUGGGAGGUGGCACGGGGUCUGGGCUUGGAACUUUGAUACUGUAUUACUUAAGAGAGGAGUUUCCAGAUCGGAUUCUGAGCGCCGCCAGCGUAUUUCCAUCCCCGAAAGUUUCCGAGAUUGUCAUUGAGCCUUACAAUGCAACUCUGGCUGUUCAUCAGUUGAUAGAAACUACAGAUGAAGUGUUCUCUUUCGACAAUGAAGCGCUGUAUGAUAUCUGCUUUAGAACGCUUAGACUUGAUACCACAACUUAUUCGGAUUUGAAUCAUGUAAUAUCGACCACUUUAAGCGGUGUCACCACAUGUCUCCGUUUUCCUGGACAGGUGAGUUAGUCCUGAUUAUACAACUUACUUAACCUGAAAAUUUCUUUAAGCGCGGUAACAGCAAAAUUUUGCCGCAAAUUAAGUUUCACAGGUUAAGUUACCCUCAGUGGGUGUAGAAAUUAUGAGUUUUACCUGUCCAAGAUAAAUUUUAAAAACCUGAAAAAAACAGUAUGAGAAAGCAUUCUAAGCAAACAAAGAGAUAGUAAGUAAAGAGAAGCUAAAAAAAGGUGUGAAUGCCUUCAUAACUUUGCUUAGACUUCCUGCACGUAAUUUUUUCAAGACAAAAGUCCACGUUUUCCCCGAUUUUGCGACACCCGAAAGCAGUUACUGCUCAGUCAUGGAGAUUACUGUCACUAACAUCAAACCCGCGCGAAAGCGAUUAGGUAGUUGAGGAAGGAUUGAUUGGGAAAACUGAGCGUACCUCAUUAAAAUUUCGAGCUACGCACCUGACAGGACUAAGGGUCUCGCUACCCGUGGCUAGAAUGAUUGAAAAGAACAUCAUCAUUCAAUGAAAUGUUUCUUUUUUCAGUUGAACGCAGACUUGCGUAAGCUUGCAGUCAACAUGAUUCCUUAUCCAAGGCUUCACUUCUUUAUGCCGGGCUUUGCACCGCUGACCAGUAGGCGGUCACAAACAUUUCGUACUCUCACAGUGCAGGAGUUAACUCAGCAAAUUUUUGACGCCAGAAAUGUCAUGAUUGCUUGUAACCCCAGAAAUGGUAAGUACCUGACUUACGCCGCAAUGUUUCGCGGUCAGAAAUUAUCAAUGAAGGAAGUCGAAGAUCAAAUGGCGAGAGUCCAGGACAAAAACUCCGCACAUUUCGUUGAAUGGAUCCCGCACAAUGCCAAAGUUGCAGUUUGUAAUGUUCCACCGCAUGGAAUGAAAAUGUCGGCUACAUUCAUUGCCAACAACACAGCCAUACAAGAACUGUUUAAACGGCUUAACCUCCAGUUUAGGGUCAUGUACAGGAGAAGAGCUUUUCUUCACUGGUUCACUGAAGAGGGAAUGGACGUACAACAGUUUACACAGGUAAGGGUUUAUUGGUGCUGAUCUACAAGCACGACUUAUAGUAGCUUCAGCGCGAAAUACCUCAGUCACGAGCCAGUUGGGCGAAAGUCUUGUGGCUGCAAGCGAAUAUGGAACGUUUGACAUUUUAAUUCCCUUUUUACUUUUGGUUUUGCGCCUGGGGAGUAAAUAAGCCGCAACAACGACGGCGACAGGAACGCGAGAAAUUAAAAAAAAAGGAAUUUUCAAUAAUACAAACAACAACUCUGCACGUACUUCACUUUUUAGUACACUUUUUUGCCGUCACUGUAAGACUACCACGUAAAACUCCAUUAUACGACUUUAAUGACCACUUUAAGACCACAAUAAUUUUUUGAUCCCUAGAAAACUAGGGUGUGGUCCCUAAAAAUCUAAUCCAGAAGAAAUUCACCUACGUUUGACAUUUUAAGCGAGCUUGAAUUAUCGCAACAAAGUUUGAAAAAACGCGAAGUUGUCUCAUAACUGAAAAUUCGUCGCCGUCGCCGUUGCUGAAACUCUUUACGGACCUUACGAAACUACGACGGCGACGGCAAGGAGAACGUCAAAAAAACAAUAGGUUUAAUGAGCAAAACAACAACCCUGCACGUGCAUCACGCUUUUUUGUACAUUUCUUUGCUGUCCCUGCACAAGAACGACGUGAAAUGACCACAUUUUAAGUUUACUUGAGUACGGGAACGGCAAGGCCAUAAAUUCUACCAUCUCUGUCUAAACUCGGGCGCGGCCCCCUAGUCUUCAGCUCCAACCAAAAUUCCCUUCUUUUAAGCAACAGGGCAAAUUGGGAUAAUCGCGAAAACGUCUGAAAGGAUCCGAAGUCUAUUUUUCAGCGACGUUUUCAUGGACGUCCCCGUUGUCGGAUCGUAAGGUCCCUUUUAACAAAAGCAUGACGCUAAGCUCGAGCAGUAACACAUCUGCCUUUCCUUGUUUAAAUUUGGCGCCAAAAUAAGCAGCACUACGGCGACCGCGUCCUGUGUGUGCACCUUCGCGAUUGAGAAGACUAGCAAUCAUUUCCAAGUGCGGAAUCCGUGGAUUAAGUCACGGUUGGUUUCAGUUUUCACCGAAAUUUAUAAUUCUUGCCAAACGUUUCUGUUUGAGCAAGGCAGAAGAGUUUCACUUUUCUAGAUUUCUCCCAUUGCCCCCACUAUGGACCUUACGCUUGCUACGCGCUCUUGAGUGAAACGCAGUAUUACACUCUAAUUUCAUUAUAUAUUGUUUUCUUACCGAAUGGUUGGUUGAAACGUUAACGAUUGUAAGGAGGACUGUUAUGAUAUGAAGAUGCCGUCAGGUUAAAAACAAAACCUGAUCUUUAGCAUCUGACUAGAUUAAUGCUAUUUUUCAUUAUAGGCUGAGUCAGACAUGUUGGAUCUGAUUUCAACUUAUCAACAGUGUCAGGAUCUUCAAGUGGAUAAUUAUAGUGUUAGUGAUAUAGAAAUAAAGGACCUUGAGGAGUUCGAGGACUCACUGGAGACCUGGGACUGUGUGGAUAAUCACGUGGAAGGACAUGUAAAUGGCCACACUCUAUCCUCAGAAAGCUGAUGUGCAUUUUCACAAACUCAAAAGUACUAUAUAGUUUUGCUCGUUUCAUUCAACUGGACUGGAACAGUGUAAAACUGGAUUUUCCAAACUGGAAUUUAAGUUGCCGCCUUAGUUGACUAUGUUAGAGAGGCAGCAACCCGGAUUGGACUUGUGUUCACACAUAAGAAUUGUGAUUUCAGCCCAGUUUCUG
Messenger RNA from Porites evermanni, 5948 nucleotides. The record is from the annotation of a GenBank genome assembly. NCBI's taxonomy places the organism in Eukaryota, Metazoa, Cnidaria, Anthozoa, Scleractinia, Poritidae.